CCAAGUAGCUGAAACCUGAUGCUUUUAAAUCUUUUGCAUAGAUGUUGUUUGGUGGAGCGAUUGAAAUUAUCUUGGCAGUUAGACUGUCAAAUUUCCUCAGCUGUUUGUGCUGCUUUGCGUGGAGAAUUAUUGCCAAACACUGACGUAGACUGGUAGUUAUCAGAACAAAAAAUUGGAAUAACAUUGCAGAUUCCUGUAACGUGGCGAAAGAACUGAAGACCUUGCUGACUUUCAUGUACUCCCCAUCUGCAUUUUAUUAAAAAGUGAGGCGAUUCCUAAGCUAACAACGCUGGACUCUUGCUCACUUUUUUGAUAUCUGCUUCACAGAGAGGACCAUAAAAGAAAUCCAGCAUGUCAGUUCAGCAGAUCUCCAGCCAUAAGGUCUCACUUGAAAACCAUAAUGCUGCUAUCACGUACGAUCCAGAGUUUCAGACCCCAGAGUCACUGCAGGAAGCCAUCGAUGACAUAGGAUUUGAAGCUACAUUAAUAGACACAAAUCCAGUGCUUAUCCCCCAAGAAUUACCCCUUCUCAGCAAUGAAAGGGGACUCGCUCCUCAGCCUGACCUCAAGAUUGCAAACCAAGUGCCCAAUGCUAAUGACACAGAGAGAAAAAGGCUACUUGAUGAAAAUGAUUCCGCCUUCUCCUUUAUCCCCACUACAACAAGUUUUAAAGAGGAAAUCAUUGACAGUUCUGCAGUGGACAAGAAGUUGUCAAUGUCUGAAGACAUGUGGUCAAUCCAAGGCAGUGAAAUGGUGGUGAAGAUGAGGGUUGAAGGAAUGACUUGUCAUUCCUGUUGCAGCACGAUUGAAGGCAAAAUUGGGAAGCUGCAAGGUGUUCAACGCAUUAAAGUUUCUUUGAAUAGUCAAGAAGCCACAAUUGUGUACCAAGCCCACCUCAUCACACCAGAGGACCUCAGGACUCAAAUCGAAAGUGCUGGAUUCAAUGCCACAAUCAAAACCAAGGCCAAACCGCUGAAGCUUGAUCUUAACAUUGAACGUCUAAUAUAUGCAACUCAGGUGACCAAACCCGAUCCAUGGGAGGUGAAUAACAGAUUCACAAACUUGAUCCUCAGAAUAGAUGGCAUGCACUGUAAUUCCUGCGUAACGAACAUUGAGAGUAACUUGUCAGAACUUCCAGCUGUACACAACAUCAAGGUUUCUUUGGAAUCCAAGAGUGCCACGAUUCAGUACAACUCUGCCAUGAUUACUCCAAAUGCCUUAAAGCAGGCUAUCGAGGCCUUGCCACCUGGAAAUUUCAAAGUUUCACUCCCUAAUGAAUGUCAUGAUGACCGGUCUUCACACAGUGUUACUGAACAUCCUUUAGUAACUUCACCACAGAUAGGGUCCGUGGAUUCAAGGAGGCAUCAGUUGAACAGUGUGACGGUGAUUGAUAUUAAAGGAAUGAAUUGUGAUUCUUGUGUGAAAACUAUUGAAGAAAAUAUUUCAAACAAAAGUGGAGUGAUCUCAAUUCAUGUUUCUCUUGCACAGCACAAUGGAGUUGUGGAAUAUGAUCCUCUAUUUACCAAUCCUGAGGAACUGAGGGAGAUCAUAGAUGAUAUGGGAUUUGAUGCCAUUCUUCCUGCAAGUACAGAACCUGCAGUGUUACCAACAGAAGUUUUCCCCAAAGUCUCUGUUAAAGGGAAAAACAUGAGGAAUGGUCUAUGUGAAACUGGGAUGGUCUCAAUGCAAGGAGAGAUGCAGGAGUUGAGCAUCGGUCGGCAGAGCACAGAAGCUCCACUGCCAGAAAAAUGCUUUAUUCAGAUUACUGGCAUGACCUGUGCGUCGUGUGUGGCUAACAUUGAGAGGAACUUAAAGCAGGAAGAUGGGAUAUAUUCUGUAUUGGUUGCUCUGAUGGCUGGAAAAGCAGAAGUGAGGUAUAACCCAGGUAUUGUAAAGCCCCUAGAUAUUGCAGACUUAAUAAAGGAGCUGGGCUUUGGAGCCUGUGUGUUGGAGGACUACGAUGGAUCAGAUGGUCAAUUGGAACUUGUUGUGCGAGGAAUGACUUGUGCCUCGUGUGUUCAUAAUAUUGAGUCAACACUGAUGAAAACCAAAGGUAUACUCUAUACAUCAGUGGCGCUUGCAACUAAUAAAGCUCACAUCAGAUUUGAUACAGAGUGCAUUGGCCCUCGUGAUGUCAUCAAAUGCAUUGAGGAUCUGGGCUUUGAAGCAUCCUUAGUCAAAAGAGAUCGCUCUGCUAGCCACUUGGACCACAGAGAAGAAAUCAGACGUUGGAGGCGAUCCUUCUUCAUCAGUCUAUUUUUUUGCCUUCCUGUGAUGAUAAUGAUGAUUUACAUGAUAGUUGUAGACCAUGCAUUCUACAAGAGCCAUCAGAAUAGCUCGACACCUGAUGAGCUUGAAAAACACCAUGCCUCAAUGUUUCUGGAGCGACAACUCCUUCCAGGGCUUUCCAUUAUGAAUUUGUUGUCCUUUAUACUCUGUGUUCCAGUGCAGUUUGUAGGUGGAUGGUAUUUCUAUAUCCAAGCAUACAAGGCACUCAAGCACAAAACUGCCAACAUGGAUGUGCUGAUAGUUUUAGCUACAACUAUUGCUUUCUUGUACUCCUGUGUCAUUCUUGCCAUUGCUAUGGCAGAAAAGGCCAAAGUAAACCCGGUAACUUUCUUUGAUACACCUCCGAUGUUGUUUGUCUUCAUUGGUUUAGGACGGUGGCUUGAGCACAUUGCUAAGAGCAAAACAUCAGAAGCACUUGCGAAGCUGAUGUCAUUGCAGGCAACUGAGGCAACGAUAGUGAAGAUAAACGAGGACCAUUCUAUUUUAAGUGAAGAGCAAAUUGAUGUGGAGUUGGUGCAACGAGGGGAUAUUGUAAAAGUGGUUCCAGGUGGCAAAUUCCCUGUAGAUGGCAGAGUGAUUGAAGGUCAUUCAAUGGCUGAUGAAUCUCUGAUUACCGGUGAAGCAAUGCCAGUCACUAAAAAAUUGGGAAGCAGUGUCAUUGCAGGCUCUAUUAAUCAGCAUGGAGCUUUAUUGGUUGAAGCUACUCAUGUUGGAUGUGAAACCACACUCUCUCAGAUUGUGAAACUUGUAGAAGAAGCUCAAACGUCUAAGGCCCCCAUUCAACAGUUUGCCGAUAAGCUGAGUGGAUAUUUUGUCCCAUUUAUCGUUGGAGUUUCCGUUGUUACUCUGAUUGCCUGGGUUAUCAUUGGAUUUUUCAAUUUUAACCUUGUGGAAAAAUAUUUUCCUGGUUACAACAAAAGCUUGUCUCAGCCUGAGGUGAUCGUGCGCUUUGCAUUCCAAGCCUCAAUCACUGUCCUUUGCAUCGCAUGCCCCUGUGCAUUGGGAUUGGCAACACCUACUGCAGUAAUGGUAGGAACUGGAGUUGGUGCACAGAAUGGUAUCCUUAUUAAAGGAGGGGAACCGUUGGAAAUGGCACACAAGAUUAAUACCAUUGUUUUUGAUAAAACUGGAACAGUCACUCAUGGAACUCCCAGAGUGAUGAACCUGAAGAUCCUGUCAGAGGGUAAUUACAUAUCACAGAUGAAGCUGUUGGCCAUUGUUGGCACUGCAGAAACAAACAGUGAACAUCCAUUGGGUGUAGCAGUAACCAAGUAUUGUAAACAGGAACUAGGCUCAGAUGAGCUUGGGUCAUGUUCAGACUUUCAAGCAGUUGCUGGCUGUGGCAUCACGUGCAAAGUCUCCAACCUUGAGUCAUUACUAAAUAAAAAGAAUCUUGAGGUUGAGCAGAACAUGAUGCUGAUACACAUCAAUGAGACAAUCAGUGGUGACUGCUCAUCACACCCUGUAAUCAAAGAGGCCCAAUCAGAAAGGAAAUCCCAGAUCUUUUUGGUGCUGAUUGGAAAUCGUGAAUGGAUGAAGAGGAAUGGUAUACAUGUCAGUAAUGACGUGGACGGUUGCAUGAUAGAGCACGAAAGCCAGGGACAUACAGCGAUACUAGUCUCUGUAGAUGGUGUACUUUGUGGAAUGAUAGCAAUUGCAGACACUGUGAAGCCAGAAGCAGACUUGGCUGUCUGCACGUUGAACAGUAUGGGGCUGGAAGUGGUGCUUAUGACUGGAGACAACAGUAAAACAGCCAGGGCUAUUGCUGCUCAGGUUGGCAUCACCAAAGUGUUUGCUGAAGUCCUUCCCUCGCACAAAGUAGCCAAAGUGGAACAACUGCAGAAGCAAGGAAAGAUUGUGGCAAUGGUGGGUGAUGGUGUGAACGAUUCCCCAGCACUGGCAAUGGCUGACAUUGGAAUUGCGAUUGGUACAGGCACUGAUGUAGCCAUUGAAGCAGCAGAUGUUGUUCUGAUUCGGAACGAUCUACUUGACGUAGUGGCAAGUAUUCAUUUGUCGAAAAAAACGGUCCAGCGAAUUCGGAUAAAUUUUGUGUUUGCUUUAAUUUAUAAUAUUGUCGGUAUUCCCAUAGCAGCUGGGGUUUUCUUGCCUGUGGGACUGAUAUUACAACCGUGGAUGGGAUCUGCUGCAAUGGCAGCAUCAUCUGUUUCUGUGGUACUUUCUUCUCUAUUAUUAAAACUUUACAAGAAACCUGAUCCUGCCAGGUUGGAGAACCGAGCUCGGAAUCACAUGAAACAGAAAUCUCUGUCUGACAUCAGUGUGCAUAUUGGUAUGGGUGAAAUGAGGCGGGAUUCACCAAAGCUAAGCCUAUUGGACCGAAUAGUUCACUACAGUCGAGCCUCCAUUAACUCUCUCAGGUCUGAAAGGCGAUCUGUCACCAACAUUCCUUUACAUGAUCCAGACAAAAACAAUCUCCUUUUGGGAAGAGAUGAGGAUGAUGCAGUUUGAGCAUAGCCUGACUGUUUGCAGCAGAUUGCAAGAUCUGUUCUCCCAAUUAGUGUCUUCUCAACCUCUACAUCUCACAAAUAUAGGACUACCAUGGAAGUGCAGAGGAUGUGACAGAUAUAUGUUUUAUUAUAAAAUAAUAUACUUACUACACUGUAUAAUUGUAAUUUAUCUUUUCUUUUCAGGCUCCUAAUCUCUCCUCCUGCAUCCAGGAGGGAAAAAUAUGUUUUAAAUUACAGUUUCAUGAUUGUUUGGCAUGCGUAAAUCACAAAUCCUUACCCUCCAUGAUUAGCCAACAAGAAUUCUGAUGGUCAUGCUGCAUAUCCAUUUUUCUUGCUGUCACACAAAACUCAGUCUCCAUCUAGAACGCAACUGGGAAGCCUUGCACCAUUUGAGAGCAGGAUGUUUUGAGUGAUUGGACUAAAUUCCUAACAUCUUCAGUUGUGUGAAGCAUGUUUAGCCACUUUCAUCAUUUUGCAAUGGUGGCUGUGGCACCCCUUCCGAUCUAGUAAAGACCAAAUCCAUCCUUCGGGCUGAUGACUAACUAUUCCAAAUUUCCAAGUCCUCCUCCUGCUUAUUAAAGGGCAAUGCAAUAUGUAGGACAAGCCAAAGUGACCUCAAUAUCCCGGAUUCUGUAGUAAUGGCUGAAUCUGAUAAACGGGUACUUGAUGUAAUUAACCAAACAUGGCAAACAUAUGAUGUGAUGGAGAACUGCAACUGGGUAGUGAGGUUUGUUUUUCUGGCAAGCUUACACUUUUGCUGUGAUCGUAAAUGGCGCCUUAAUAUUGAGAUUGAAGGAGAUACAAAAUGCUGGAUGAAUCUAUGUCACAAACUGUUACGGAAGAGAAACUUUACUGAACUAUUUAAAAAAUGCUGAUUAGCAUUUUUUUGUUGUACCUUACACUAAGCUGUUCAACUCUGUCAUUUAUGUUUAAAACAACGCUGGAAACAUUUGGUACUAAAUACAGCUUUGUCCUUCUGCCCAACACCAACAGCAGCACCCCAUUCUCUAUCCCUGCCAUUUUUUUUAAGAUAAGGUUUUCUUAUUCAUGCCUGGAAAUUUUUUUUUUUAAUUUUUAAAUGAACCAGCCCAUUUGUGUUGGUGGUUUUUUACAGAAAGAGAGUUAGCUCUCCAAUCUUUCCCUUAAUUGAUUUUCAUGGAAUUGGAUUAGUUGAUCUCCCCCUUCUCAGCUUCUUCAUGAAUCACUUUUGAAACCAAGUAGAAAUGGCAGCUUAAUUCCAGAGAGAAAUCCAAAGUUUGGAAGUAUACUUGUCACUUAAGGAAAUAAUUUGUUUUUAUUGUACUUUUGAAUUAGUUUUGAAUAUACUUAGUGCUGCUGUUGUAUACUGAUGCAACAUUGGGUGUCUGAAAUAUCACACUGAGGUACUUUAUUUUCAGUUUUUUAGAAAAAUUAAAAGCAUAAACAUUUCUUCAUAAAGGAAUGAACUAUAUCAGCUAAUCAUUGAGAGUGUGAUGUUGAAAGUCCUGUCGUUAAAUGUUAUUAUAAGCUGUGCCUCCCUGCUACAUGAUUAGUCACUCCAGUUUUGUAUAUAAAAUGAUGUGUGAAAUGUCAUUGAAAGCAAAAGUUUUAGAAAAUCAAAUUUUGAUCUGCAUGAAUUUCAUGCCAGCUGCAUUGUUAAUCUGUUCAAGUCAUUCUGUUAAACUAGUUUUAAGUUAUCCUUUCAUUUGAAGAGUGAACAGAUUGUUUCCUGUAUUUCCUUUUCCAAAAGUGCUGAGUUUGUACUGGGAUAUAGAACUGGCAUGUCUUUGGUACCUCCCCAAUAUAAUUAUUCCAAGUUACAAAUCUAAACAUUAUGUCUGAAGACCAGGCCCUGUUUACCCCACUGUUACCAGUGCGUAACAUCUAUUUCGACCUUUCACAGCCAAGAUGAUUGGAUCAUGUUCACAAGAAACAAUUCUUACAGACUUUCAGUCAGAAGUGCUUGGAUCAUUUCUAUACAACUCUAAAGAACAUGACUGAAUUCAUUAAAAAUCAAGACUAAAUCCAAGAUCUGACUGAUUACUCUAACUUAAUAAAUUACUGGAUGGUGAAUUCAUCCACUGAGUUACCAUUGCAGAAAUGUUGAUAGUAGCCUUCCUCUUAAUGAUGAGCUUCAGCAGAUAGUAUAUAUUCCUGUCCCAAAAUUCGAGAGAUAUUCAGUAUUUUUGCCUUCUCUAUAGACAAUAACAGAUUUUUUAGAUCCUAAUAUUGUGACAAUUGCUGAUUCUACAAGAUCAAAUGGAAAUAUGUAACUAAUAUUAAAGCAUAAGUAAAUUAUUUUUCUAGUAGAAGGAAAAAAAAUUAAAUUCGCAAAUUUAUUUAUAAUCUUACAAAUCAGUUCUGGUAAUUUAAGGUUUAAAUCAAUAUUUAAAGUAUAGAUGCAAUGUUAAUUUCAUUGUCUUGAUCAAUAAUAAUUGGCAUUUUUGUGAUUAAAAUGGUGCUUUAAGAUGCUGAGAAAUUCCCAGUGUCUUUGGGAACUCAAUUUGUUUCUCACACUCCAAAUUCAUAAUGAGAGAAAUGAUUGGGUAUGAAAGAGAAAUUUGCAAAAUGAAAUUUAAAUCUCCAACAAAUGAACAGGUUAAAUAUAUGUUAGAAAUGGUGGAAAUGAAUGAUUUUAUAUUUGUAAAACAAAUCUUUUACUGUCUGCAAUUAUUCAAAUUAGAAAAUGGCAAAGGAGAAAAUUUUGAUGGUAAUACUGACAUGAUCUCUUUCCCUGAUAAUGUCUCAAAGGGAACAUGUUAUGGCCAGAAUCAGAGGGUUUUUAUUAAGAGAUUUUGUUUCAAUGUGGAAGUAGUCAAUAAUGUAUCCAAGAUUGCAAUACAGCAAAUGUUAUAUUGUGAAGUUGUUGUACUAAUACUAAUGUUGUCCAACUGUUGACUCCAUCAGAGUUCAUAUAUUUAAUUGUUCUUGGUUUUUUUUAAGCAACUGGGUCUAAAGGCUCAGCUUGGUUUCUAGUCCCUUUGUGGGUAUUUCCCAUCAGUACAUAAAUCUAUCAAAGAUAGUUUGAUAAAUUAUUACAUCUGCCUCUGUUACACCAUAAUAUACAAUGCCUUGGCAAAGAUCCUUGCCUCCAGUCUGCUCUUGUGUGUAAGAAUUUACCUAUUAAGGAAUACACCUGCAGCUACAGCACAUGUGACAUCAGUGCUUAAAACCUCCAAUUACGUCACUUUGUAUCCUUGGGCCCUGCAGAUGUUCAAGGCCAGUCUGCCAAACUUAGCUGCACUGUCAAGAAAGAAAAAAAUUACUGUCCCUCAUCAUAACUGCAAACAUGUCAAAUGACAACAGUAUUCAUCUUGAGAGUUUUCCAUGCACUUGAACAAUUGAUAGUAGUUCUAAAUUUGCCCACCACUAAUUUGAACUUUGUUCCUUCUUUCUUUGAAAAUAUACCUCAAAAUAUUGUUCUGGGCGUCUUUACCUUUGCAUUUACUUAUUCCUAUGUAACCGUGUUCCUAAAGGAUAAAGAAAGAAGUUCACUCAAAAUAGUACUUGUGAAUAUAUUGACAUACAAGGGAACUUAUAAUUUGCUUCUUUUUAAGAGCAAAUGCUGAGGAUUGGGCCAUUGGAUAGGUUCUGACUGAAUUUAUUUGCAACUUGACACUUUUUUAUCUCGAAAGUUCAAAUAACUCUAUCACACUCCCUGUCAAGUUCUGUGUUCAAGUUCGCACAAAUGUGAAUGUAGAAGGACUGAUUCCAGAUUUUUGUUUCCUGAUUUAUAUCAUUUUGUUUCGUGUGUUCAUUUGAUAUAGUUGUUUCAAACUGACUCAACCAUUUCUCCACUGAUCUGGCAAGAUUGCACCACAUUAAGCUGAGACGCAAAUGAAUAAUCAGAAAACAAAUUUGUACUUGGGUUGUCCUGUUUCAGAGCAGGACAGACUCAAUAUUGAAGAUGUAAAGUUCUCAUCCUAAAAUGCAUUUUAAAAACCUUAAUUAAUGUGCAAUUCAAUUAAUAUUAUUGCUGUUGAAUUUAUUUAUGUACUCUAAUAAAGCUACAACUGUCUUGAGGAAAAAACAGUGCCUUAAAUGUAAA
Molecule: messenger RNA, 8781 nt
Organism: Stegostoma tigrinum
Lineage: Eukaryota; Metazoa; Chordata; Chondrichthyes; Orectolobiformes; Stegostomatidae
Gene: atp7a
Product: ATPase copper transporting alpha
Exons: 22
Coding region: 352-4755 (1467 amino acids)
Biological process (GO): monoatomic cation transport
Cellular component (GO): membrane
Molecular function (GO): ATP hydrolysis activity; ATP binding; copper ion binding
Source: RefSeq, a predicted model, not a curated record